AUGAUCACAAGGGAAUAUGUCACUUUACUUUUGGUGGGCUCCUGUUUCCUGUUGGACUACAGCUCCCAAAUCCCUCUGCAGGCUCAGCUGCAGAGCAGAACUAAGGGUGGGGUGCUGUCAGCCAGGGGAGGGACAGGAAGUAAGAGUUCAAGGACAUCUUUGGGGGAAGUGAUAUCGUUUGAGGGCAGGAUGAGGCAAAGAAGACACGGAAGGUCGAGGGUUCACAGAAUUAAAAGAGGAUGGGUGUGGAACCAGUUCUUUGUCCUGGAGGAGUACAUGGGCUCUGAACCACAGUAUGUUGGAAAGCUCCACUCAGACAUGGACCAUGGAGACAGCGCUGUGAAGUACACUCUGACAGGAGAAGGAGCUGGAACCAUUUUUACCAUUGAUCAAAUUACGGGUGAUAUUCACGCAUUGGUGGGACUUGACAGGGAGGAAAAGUCCUUCUACACCCUGAGGGCCCAGGCUGUGGACAUCGACACAGGUUUUCCUCUGGAGCCGGAGUCUGAGUUCAUCAUCAAGGUGCAGGACAUCAAUGACAAUGAACCACGGUUUCUAGAUGGACCCUACAGCGCCAAUGUCCCUGAGAUGUCUCCAACAGGAACCUAUGUGACACAGGUGACCGCGACUGAUGCAGAUGACCCCACAUAUGGCAACAGCGCACGGAUCGUCUACAGCAUUCUUCACGGCCAACCAUACUUCUCUGUGGACCCAAAGACAGGAGUGAUCAGGACAGCUCUAGCCAAUAUGGACCGGGAGGUGAAAGAAGAGUACCAGGUUCUCGUCCAGGCCAAGGACAUGGGAGGUCAGCUGGGGGGGCUGGCUUCCACCACCACCAUCAACAUAACCCUCAGCGAUGUCAAUGACAACCCGCCACGCUUCGCCAAGAGUAUUUUUCACCUUCGGGUGCCAGAGUCGGCGUCAGUGGGUUCCGCAGUGGGUCGGAUUCGAGCUCACGAUCUGGAUGCUGGCAACAACGCAGAGGUGGAUUAUUCCAUUGUUCCAGGAGAUGAAGGCAACAUGUUUGACAUCAUCUCUAAUCACCAAAGUCAAGAGGGAGUCGUCGUUUUGAAAAAGACGCUCGACUACGAAACCAAAAAGUCAUACAUCUUCAAGGUGGAAGCAUCCAAUGCGCAGCUGGAUCCCCGUUUCCUGCACCUGGGGCCCUUUAAGGACUCUGCUACGGUCAAGGUGAGCGUCCUGGAUGUGGACGAGCCUCCCGUCUUCACCAGACCCUCCUACUCUAUGGACGUAUAUGAAGACACCCCUCCUGGAACCAUCAUCGGCUCUGUGACGGCUCACGACCUGGACGCCAGCAGCAGCGCCGUCAGGUAUUCGUUAGAAUGGCAGACAGAGGCUGACAGCUGUUUUGACAUCGACACCGUUGAGGGAACCAUCUCCACUAAUGAAUACCUGGACAGAGAGGCGGCUGUUCAGCACAAUAUCACUCUGGUGGCAACUAAAGUCAACAACCCUCUGCUGUCCACCAAAGUGUCCGUGACCGUCAACGUGCUGGAUGUGAACGAGUUCCCUCCUGAGCUGGCGGCUCCGUCAGACAUGUUCGUCUGUGAGAACUCCAGAGUUGGACAGGUGAUCCAGACAGUCAGCGCUGUGGACAAAGACCUUCCUCCUGUUGGCCAGAGGUUCUUCUUCAAGUCUCCCAAAGAGCUCCGCAACAGAAACUUCACUGUUCGAGAUUUUGGAAACAACACUGCCGGCAUAGUGACACGGCGCUCUGGCUUCCAGCGGCGGCUGCAGGAAUUCUACGUUCUUCCCGUGGUAGUUGAAGACAGUGGUUAUCCCGCUCAGAGCAGCACGGCCACCCUCACCAUCCGAGUGUGUUCCUGCGAGGCGGGAGGCUCUCUACUCACCUGCUCUGCCGAGGCCAUCUUCCUGCCCGUUGGUCUCAGCACUGGAGCUCUGAUGGCUAUUCUGAUCUGUGUGGCUCUGCUGAUAGUCAUGGCUGCAUUAUACAUGAGCCAGAGACGCCACAAAGAGAAAGAGACUCUGAUGACGUCCAAAGAGGACAUCCGUGAUAACGUCAUCCACUAUGACGAUGAAGGUGGUGGCGAGGAGGACACCCACGCCUUCGACAUGGGCACUCUGCGUAACACCCACUCUCAGCGCACCAGCACUUACAGCAGCACCUCCAAGAAGGAGAAAAACGGCUACGGCGACGGUGUUCUGUUGCACCUCAACAGUCGCUGCGACAACGUCAGAUCACCUGACAUACAUCGUCAAACGGCCGACGUCAUCGCCGCCGUGAACAAAGAGCUACCGCCCGAUCACCGUCCCAGAGUGACCGAGGGCGACGCCGAAGUGAUCAGGGAGUUCAUCGAGCAGCGGCUGGAGGAGAGCCAGCAGGGUUACGCGGUGCCGCCGUAUGAUUCGCUGGCCACCUACGCCUAUGAGGGCGACGGCUCGGUGGCCGGCUCGCUCAGCUCUAUAGAGGAAUCAUGGGUCAUUGACAGUACAGGGGAUUUCAGCUCCCUCGGAGACUGGGGACAGCCGUUCAAAACACUGGCUAGCAUCCUUGACAGACAGCCGCCUUCUCUGCCUGAGCAGAGCUGA
Scomber scombrus (Atlantic mackerel) is the source of this 2571-nucleotide messenger RNA. RefSeq names its product cadherin-12-like. The coding region runs from base 1 to 2571 and encodes 856 amino acids. Gene Ontology annotation, molecular function: cadherin binding; calcium ion binding. The record is from RefSeq and is a predicted model, not a curated record. Gene Ontology annotation, cellular component: adherens junction; plasma membrane; catenin complex. Gene Ontology annotation, biological process: multicellular organism development; cell-cell junction assembly; homophilic cell-cell adhesion. Lineage: Eukaryota; Metazoa; Chordata; Actinopteri; Scombriformes; Scombridae. The transcript is spliced from 12 exons.